Caenorhabditis briggsae is the source of this 345-nucleotide messenger RNA. Gene Ontology annotation, molecular function: DNA-binding transcription factor activity. Bases 1 to 345 code for a protein of 114 amino acids. Gene Ontology annotation, cellular component: nucleus. The record is from RefSeq and is a predicted model, not a curated record. NCBI's taxonomy places the organism in Eukaryota, Metazoa, Nematoda, Chromadorea, Rhabditida, Rhabditidae. The transcript has a single exon. Gene Ontology annotation, biological process: positive regulation of DNA-templated transcription.
AUGCAAAAGUACGUCCCAGUGAUCACCAUAACCAAUCUGGCCUCCAAGGAAACUGUUGCUCAUGUGGUACUCGAAAUGGCGCAAUUUAUUCCGGUGACCAUUUAUCAAGAUCAAAGUAUUGGAAAAUGGAAAGCCCAGCACAACAAGUAUGCAACAGUCAGAUAUGGUGGAAAAGGCAUGGAACAGAAGAAAAAGGAGAAGACUCAAGAACCAAUUUUGGAAGACAAUUCAAAUUUUAGACAAGAUCCUAUUAGUCGUGUCCUUGAAGUCGACAAAAUUUUAAACUCUUCAAGUCCAGUAAACGCAGUGCCACAAGUCUGUUCUCAGUAUCCAAUGAUGCCAUAA